UUCGAGUAGAUAUGCCAGGAUCAGGCAGUGCUUUCAUCCCUACAAUCAACGCCAUCACAACUAGCCAAGACCUGCAGUGGAUGGUCCAGCCCACUGUCAUCACCUCCAUGUCAAGCCCUUACUCUCGCUCACACCCCUACAGCCACCCCCUGCCCCCACUGUCAUCAGUGGCUGGGCACACGGCCCUUCAGCGACCUGGUGUGAUCAAAACCAUUGGAACCACAGUGGGCCGGAGACGAAGAGACGAGCAGCUGUCACCCGAGGAAGAAGAGAAGCGAAGGAUCCGGAGAGAGAGGAACAAGCUGGCAGCUGCUAAGUGUCGUAACAGGCGUCGAGAGCUAACAGAAAAACUCCAGGCGGAAACUGAAGUGCUGGAGGAGGAGAAGUCAGUGCUGCAAAAGGAGAUCGCUGAGCUCCAGAAGGAGAAGGAGAAGCUGGAGUUUAUGCUGGUGGCUCACAGCCCUGUAUGCAAAAUCAGCCCUGAGGAACGUCGGAGCCCACCAUCCAGCAGCCUCCAGAGCAUUCGGACUGGAGCAAGCGGAGCAGUGGUGGUCAAGCAGGAGCCUGUGGAGGAAGAGAUCCCAUCUUCCUCUUUGGUCCUUGACAAAGCCCAGAGGUCUGUCAUUAAGCCUAUCAGCAUUGCUGGAGGUUUUUAUGGGGAGGAGGCACUCAACACUCCCAUCGUGGUGACCUCAACACCAGCCAUCACUCCUGGCUCCUCCAACUUGGUGUUCACCUACCCCAACGUGUUGGAUCAGGAGUCUCCUCUAUCACCGUCCGAGUCCUGCUCCAAAGCUCACCGGAGGAGCAGCAGCAGCGGUGACCAGUCAUCGGAUUCCUUGAACUCUCCCACCUUGCUGGCAUUGUAAUCCCCCUGCAGCCCUCCAUUUUGCCAGUGUGUUACACCCCCCACCUCCAGCACCAUGGGGGGACCCCCCUCCAUGGGAUUAGAGACAGGCACAGGAUCGUUCAAGCACAAGGGCAGCAAGAACAAGGAUGGGGAAGUGCUGCAGCUCCAGGAAGGAGAGUGAGGACCAACGCCAGCUCCCUGGAGGCAUGAAACGGCAAGAGUGGGACUGGUGCACCAGGACUGUUCGGAGAGGGUGAUGUUCCCUCUGUAGAGACUGCCUAUGGAAACCUCUUCAUGGCUGUAGUGGACUUGGGGAGCACUCCUGGCCAGGAAUGAAGGCGAGCUGCAGACAGUUGCUAGUUGUCCCUUUCCUUUGUGAAUUGAUCUGAUCAGUUGUGCUCUGUGCUUAGAUCAUUCUGGUUAGUUGACCUUACAACUUCUCUUUUCCCUCUCUCUCUUUCUGUGCUUAUCAUUUCCAAUGUUGUCGAUCCCAUGACAUUUCAUCCAGUUGCUCUGAACUGUAAAGGCUUGUUAGGAUAUUUCCUCUUGGGACAGACUGUGGGAAACAUGCAGGGUGGCCCAGGCAGGAGGGGGAUGGCUGGGAGGUCCAGGAGAGGGGGGACCAAGAGGAGCCCAAGGACUUGGCAGCACAGGCAGAACUCUUAACUCUGACCUGGGGCACAGAGACAGCGAACAGAGGCAGCAGGAGGCUCAUGUGGAAGCCUUUCUUUUUUAAAAUGUAGAUACAUUUAUCCCCUUGGGCUCCUCAAAAAACAAGUUAGCAUCUCAGGGCCAAAGUGGCAUCAGAAAAGCUGCUGGGCUGGCACUUACCAGUGUCUUUGGCAGGGUUUUACCCCAGUUUGGUGGAUAUCAAAUCUGCUGCUUGUUUACUUUUCCUGGAUUGCCCGCUGUGUAGGGAGUGUUACGUCUUCCUCCCCAUUGGGGCUCCUGACUCAGAGGCUGAUCUCUUCCUGUUAGUUAAUCCUCCCCUCCCCUUGGCCAUAUUUGCAGAACUUGUUACCGAAAAAGAGGUGGCACCACGUGCCUGUAAAUCUAGGAUGGAGACUGGCAGUGGGUAAGGAGGUGAAACUAGCUGGCUGUACCCUUGCUGACUUUUUCAUUAUUGGGAAACAAAGCAGUGCACAUCCACCAGCUGAUACUAGCAGGUGUUGUUUGCUCAGAGAUUCCAAAUUUCGGAGGCUGGGGGGAAGGCAAUGAUCCAACCUCCAGCACAGGACAGGCCACAGGGUUCUUCUGACCAGGCAAGAAUGGCAUGGUUGAAGUGAUGACCUGUUUGAACCAGAACAGAGCUUCGGAUAACCUCUGGUUAUCAAUGACAAAUUGACAGCAGAGGAAAAUCGAUUACCAUUAUUUGCACCUCGGUCUUUGGCCUCUGGUUUUUUUUGCAUUGUAAUUGAUCUAGGUUUUUUGAGGUUGAUUGGCCUGAAGACAAAAAACAAAUUGGAGGACUUUUUCCCUAGCCCUGGGUCCUUGUCUUCUCCAACCUGUGGGCUUGGCUGCUACUAUUAAGUGCUUACAGAGGGCACAAGCUCUCCAGCGCUGAUGUUCACUACUGAAAACAGUAAUGUGUGUAACCUAUUCCCACUUGGAGCCAAGCUCAAUUCCUGUUGAUGUCAAGGCACUGACAAACCAUGACCAUGUGCGCACUAGGAUUGCCCAGCUUGCCAGCUAAGCCACUUAGGGAACAACUCUUUGGUCCUGCCUGUUGAAGCUGCGGUGGCAGCUAUUUAUUUUGUUGUGAGAUUUUCUUAUUCUUUUUUAUAGAUAUAUUUUUUUUUUAAUCAACUGAAACCAGGGUAUUUCUUGGUCAGGCUGGACCUGGAGAAAUGCUAUAUACGAUUAUAGGGCCACUCCUGUGAGAUGCUAAACUGCAGUCCCCUCCAACUCCACUGGGAAUGAAUAGGGUUCAGUCUUGUGGAACUGGACCUUUACUCAGCAGGGCUGACUUCCCUCAAACCCUGGCCACUGCCCAUUCCUUGAGUCAUUUCAAAGUGACACUACUUUAGCUCUAAAGGUAGGCUUUGCUUUUUUAUUAUUACUAUUAUUUUUAAACCCAAGUAUUUACCAAACCUGCCAGAAAUAGAAAGAUACAAGUGAUCUUUUGCAUUGUAAAGCUGAUUGUGAUUC
This is a messenger RNA of Haliaeetus leucocephalus (bald eagle), 2998 nucleotides long. It is a transcript of the gene FOSL2, whose product is annotated as FOS-like antigen 2. Gene Ontology annotation, biological process: regulation of transcription by RNA polymerase II. The record is from RefSeq and is a predicted model, not a curated record. The coding region runs from base 12 to 869 and encodes 285 amino acids. NCBI's taxonomy places the organism in Eukaryota, Metazoa, Chordata, Aves, Accipitriformes, Accipitridae. Gene Ontology annotation, cellular component: nucleus. The transcript has 3 exons. Gene Ontology annotation, molecular function: DNA-binding transcription factor activity, RNA polymerase II-specific; RNA polymerase II cis-regulatory region sequence-specific DNA binding.